CGGCGCGCGACGAAGGGUGUGAAUAUCGGAGAAGGCGGAGGGGGCGAGGGUGAAACGGCACGGCGCGUCACUUGUUUCAGGCAGCAGCCCACGGAGUCCGGCAGCCAUCCAAUGCUCCACCAAACAACGCUCAUCCCUCCCUCCGUCUCCGCCGCCUCCUCCUCGCCUUUCCUCCACGCCGCCACCACAGCCCCGGCUCCGGGUGGAGGUUCCUGCACCCCAGCCUUCCUGCGAGGCGCCUCUGCCAUGCCGUCGUACGCGCACCACCGUAGCAGCCCUCUGGACGAUGGCAGGAUGGACGCGCUGAAGUGUAACAACAGCGUCCUGCCGGAGGAGACCACCGCGGACGCCGCCGGGGCGUUCGUGGAGAAAGACGGGUUCUCGGUCGAGGACCUGCUUGACCUGGAGGAGUUCGCCGAGCCUGACAAGGACGUCGCCGAACGCGAGGAUGACGACGCGCCACCGGCAGCCGCCGCGGCCGCGGAGAGGUCGAAAGCGGACUCGCAGCCGUCGUCGGUCGUGAAGUACGACCUCCCUCCGCUGCUGCCGCCGCCGCCGGAGAUGGUUGACCUGCCGUCGCACGACGUCGAGGAGCUGGAGUGGGUCUCCCGUAUCAUGGACGACUCGCUCUCCGAGCUGCAGCCCCAGGCGCAGCCGAAGCCGGCCGCUGCUGUGGUCGCGUCGUCGGCAGCGCGGCCCCCUCUGGCGCAGCAGCGGCGUCCGUUCGCGCACGACGGUACAUACCGGGCGGUGGCGGCGGCGCCGCCGCAGGCCGGCCCGCAGCGGACGCCGACCAUAUGCGCGCUGUCAACGGAGGCGAUGAUACCGGUGAAGGCGAAGCGCAGCAAGCGGUCGCGGGGCCCGGGGUGGUCGAGGCCGGGCGCCUCGUUCCUGCCCGACUCGGCCUCGUCCUCGUCGACCACAACCACUUCCUCGUGCUCCUCGUCAGGUUCCAUCUCGCCGUUCCUCCGUCUAGACUCGUCCCCGUUCGGCGGCGGGCUGGAGCUCGGCGAGGGCCUUUUCAGCUACGGCCACCUCCUGCCGCGGCCGCCGUCGAAGAAGUCCAAGCACGGUGGCAAGGGCAGCAAGCACAGGCCCAAGAAGCGCGGGCGGAAGCCGAAGCACCUCCCCCCUCCCCACCCGUCCGCGGCCGCGUCGCAGCCCGGGCCCAGCGACCGGCGCUGCAGCCACUGUGGCGUGCAGAAGACCCCGCAGUGGCGUGCGGGCCCCGAGGGCGCCAAGACGCUGUGCAACGCGUGCGGCGUCCGCUACAAGUCGGGCCGGCUCCUCCCCGAGUACCGCCCGGCGUGCAGCCCCACGUUCGUGAGCAGCAUCCACUCCAACUCCCACCGCAAGGUCCUCGAGAUGCGCCGCAAGAAGGAGGGCGGCAUGGUUGCCACCGCCGCGCCGGCCGUGGCGUCGUUCUAAGCUUGUGCCCACCCUGUCAGCGAAGGAGCCGCAAGGAGGGCGGCAUGGAGGCUGGCCACGCAGCGGUGGCUGUACAUUUUUUUUCCCCGGACGUAAUAGCCUUGUACCGUACCUGAACUACCCUCCCUUUCUCUUGCUAGUAUCGUCGUCGUAAUCCCCCGGCUGGGUUAUUAAUUAGAGUUUAGGAGUCUCGAUUAGGUCAGGUCAGGUCAGGUUUAGCUUUGGUUCCGGUUAGGGUUCUACUGCGGCGGCAGAAGCGGCCCAGCAACUAGCGCAGAACUUUAAUUCCUAGCAAGCAUUUAUAAAGUCAGUUUUUAUUUCA
This is a messenger RNA of Zea mays, 1750 nucleotides long. RefSeq lists its product as uncharacterized. The transcript is spliced from 3 exons. The record is from RefSeq and is marked validated. Gene Ontology annotation, cellular component: nucleus. Bases 112 to 1428 code for a protein of 438 amino acids. Lineage: Eukaryota; Viridiplantae; Streptophyta; Magnoliopsida; Poales; Poaceae. Gene Ontology annotation, biological process: regulation of DNA-templated transcription; cell differentiation. Gene Ontology annotation, molecular function: sequence-specific DNA binding; zinc ion binding.